Molecule: messenger RNA, 8979 nt
Organism: Schistosoma haematobium
Lineage: Eukaryota; Metazoa; Platyhelminthes; Trematoda; Strigeidida; Schistosomatidae
Exons: 4
Coding region: 2790-3656 (288 amino acids)
Cellular component (GO): cytoplasm
Molecular function (GO): oxidoreductase activity
Source: RefSeq, a predicted model, not a curated record
AUCGUACACGCCUAGUGAAAUCAAAAGUCAGAAGCAAGGAGGUACGAAGAUAUAUAUGAUAGACUAUCAAGAUAUCGAGAAUCGACUGGUCUAGACUGGCUAGUGAUUGCAGGAAAAGUUGAGCACGACAUUCAGUUUCCACUCGUGAUCUGGUGCGGAUGCGUGACCGAGCGCCUUCAGCUAGACCGAUAGAGCUAUUGAUUUUGGGGAUUUAUUUACCGCUACAAAGUCAAGGCCGUUGGGGACGACCGUCUGAUAUUGGAGUCGUUUGUCGUUCAACCCGCUAUUUCGAGAAUUUACGAGGGCACUCCAGAAAUGUUCACAAGCCCAGAACAAAGUACUUGUCAGUUGACCGUCGACUUUCCCAUCGAGUCAUCAAGUGGAAUUCAUUACCUCAGCACGUGGUUGAGGCUCUUUGAAAAGAAUGUUGGAUCAACUGAGAGACCACCAUUGCCAGUACUAACACAGGCCAUCAAGCCUCCUGUCCUUUCCAAACUGAAACUGAAACUUUUGCAUCUGUAAUCAUAUUGGGUACAAUAGUUUUUCUGGUUAUCGAUCUCUAUGAGCCAAACGGUUCAUUUGUGCUUUCUAACCCAACUUUGCGUGUCAGUUUUAGCCUCUGGGUGGUUUUUUCCAAGUUAUUUGAAAGUUUUCGAAUGAUGACAUGAUAGUGUGCAAAAGAAAUUGUUAACACUCGAGUUUUCUUAACUGGAGGAGUGGUGUGGGGUAUGAUGAGUGCAAAGGACGAUACUGAGAACUUUUUACAAAUCUAGCACUUGAAAAUUUUAGGUGUAGUUGUCCUGAAUGCGUGUGAUUGUGCCAGCAGUGUUGCUCGGAUCCAAUAAGUGCGUUAUCUGUUUAAAGAAUGAAUUUUUCCAUGUUUUAAAACAUUAGAUUUCUGGUGCGUUUAUCAAAAUAGAAGCUAGAUCUAAAACCAUUUAACGCUUCUAGCGUUAUUUAAGUUUGCGAAAUACCUUUUCACACGCCUUUUACUUCAGUCUACACUAGUUUAAAUUUAUUUGUUGGUUCGUGUCUGUAUAUUCAUAUUCUCCGUUUUCCCAUGUAUUUCCCAGAGUUUGGUUUGCCAACGUUUUUGACGUUUCAUUUCUUUAACUAUCACUUUAAAGUUACAUUUCUGGUACAUUUUCAUAUUCACUGUAGUACCAUUAUAAUUUCCGAAUUUUUGUGAUUAUCUGUUUUAUCCAUAUGCUGUUUAUAAUCAUCGUCUAACGUUAUCGAUGGGGUCGAAACUGUCUCUUUGUUCAAGAUGGUAUGCUGUGUGACAAGUACAGAUGGUCCCACAAAAUGUGUAGCAAUCUAUCACCGACUGCGCAUAAGCAUUCCUGCAGACCGCCUUCACUACCGUUAUGUAGAGAAUGCUGCAUAAAGACUGAUCUCUCUGAUGAAGUCUUUGAGGUCCUAACUCUGACGAAUAAGUUGCCAAGUGGCGAUACCCACUCAGUGAGUCUGACAUUGAACAAAUAGGAAACUAAAAGUUUAAUUGCUGUUUACAGGUUAAGACAACUCGAGUGUUAACAAUUUCUUUUGCACACUAUCAUGUUAUCAUUCGAAAACUUUCAAAUAACUUGGAAAAAACCACCCAGAGGCUAAAACUGACACGCAAAGUUGGGUUAGAAAGCACAAAUGAACCGUUUGGCUCAUAGAGAUCGAUAACCAGAAAAACUAUUGUACCCAAUAUGAUUACAGAUGCAAAAACGCGACUCCUAAUACUUUAACUGAAACAGAUUGAGUUAAAUUAAAAACACUAAUUUUGACUCGUGAUGAACGAUCGAAACUCGAAAAUUAACGUGGUGGGGAAGAAUAUCAUGAUAAUUGUUCAAUGCUAGGAAUUCCAUCAUGUUAAAUAACUGAAAAUUGCCUUUGGGAAGUAUUGUCACUUUGUAAUGAUUGUUCAUAAUUUGGAAAUGUCACAGUCACAGUAGCCCUUUGUUAUGCAGUUAUAGCGACCAGCAACUUAUAGUUCCUGACCGUCGAUUAAAUAGUGUGAAGUUUCAUAUGCAUAUGGUCCUGAGAUUAAUUAUAGCUAUUUGUCAUAUACUUCGUCCUUGCGGUAGAUAAGCACACCAGCUUUUAUAUGAAGCGCGAAAUUACCAUAGACCAGUCAUAAAAUAUCAGUGUCACAUGAAAUAGCAGUUAGCUAUAUCGUUUCCCUCUAAAGUCUAAGAUUGUAGGACUUAUGAAUUUUUAAAAUGGUUUCUCAUUGGCUGUUCUACUCUACUUUUGUUGGACCAUAAAGCUGAAAAGUACUAGUGUUUUUGUUGAUAUUAGCCCGACUGGCUCAUCAUAACAAACAAAACUUUAUCAAGGUAAUAGUACGGAUUUUAACCCAGGGAUCUUUCAUUGGUUUCUACACAAACCUCUAGUGCUCGUUAAACUUAAUGAAGCAAGCCCAUAAUUUACAUCACAAAGAGAACAUGCAGGAAGUUAGCAAUCCAAGUAAAAUCACAAAAGUGAGAAAACUGCCCGAGUUUUCACGGAGCGAGCCGUAUAGAAUUUAAAAUCUGGAAGGUUCUUCGAUUAAGACCAUCAGUUACAUCUUAAAUUUGGAAUGUCCAUAUAAUUAUUAUUUUACAUUUAUUGUAGUGUUCCAUAAUUGAACGAAAUACAAAGUCAAAGAAUUUCAUUAUUAGAUCAGUCCCAACAUAGUUCAUUUUUCAAACAAGAACGAGCUUACUAAGCCUACCAGAUUCAGGAUAUAUAUGUAUCCAGUGUAUUUGUGUCCAUAUUCCGUCACUCAGAUUUAGGCUGUACAUAUGUAACUCCCCAUAAUGUCAGUCAUCAUAGUUGGAGGUGGUAUCAUGGGUGUUUCUACCGCUUAUUAUCUAUCAAAAAGGAAGGUCGACACACUAAUAAUUGAAAAAGAGCAACUUGGAUCUGCAGCAUCUGGGCGAGCUGGGGGAUUCCUUGCUAAGGACUGGUGUUCUCACAAUGAAAUGGAUGUUUUAGCCCAGAACGGUUUUGAUUUGCACAUGAAAUUAGCAGAUGAGUUCGGUAGUGCAUGUGAUUAUAGACGUGUUAAUACGUAUUCUAUAUCAUUAUCUCCUGGGAAAUCUUCCGGUUCUUCAAAUUCACCAUCUUGGGUCAAUGCGAAAGUAAAAAAUUGUUCACUGAUAGGCGACUCUACAACUACUGCACAGGUACAUCCCAAAAAACUCACAGAUGAAUUAUUUCGGCGUGCUCAAUAUUUAACAAAUCAGGGAACAAAAUUGAAAAUUGCCCGUGUUAUAGGACUAGAAUUUUCAACAUCGAAUACAUCGGCUCCCAAAGUUAGUGGUGUUCGAGUAAUAGAAUCAUCUACUUCAAAUUCUGAAGUUAUCCCUGCCAGUUUAGUUAUACUUACUACAGGACCAUGGUCAAAGGAAGCUGUUAGUUGGUUACCAUCAGGAUGUUUAAAUCCUAAUAAAUUUCAUGGAAGGCGAGCUCAUAGUAUCAUAUUGAAACCAAAAAUAGAGAAGUCUCCAAUAGAUGCUAAGUGUUUGUUCAUGGAUUAUCAAAAUUCUGAGUUCUCUUGUUCACCUGAAGUUUAUCCAAGACCUGAUAAUACAGUCUAUGUAUGUGGUCUUGGUGAUGGAGCAGUGAGUUUAAUCAUUGUGUUUUUGGUUUAUAAACUGUUAUUGUUAUAUUCAUACACAUAGUCGUGACCAAAAACCUAGGAUCGAAUAAAGAUUGGAGAAAGUCUAUUGGAUUCGUUUUUCGUCUUCUCAAUAUUGAUUACUCCUAAGGAACUCAACUUUCACUCCCACCAAUUUCAAAAAACAGGCCUACUAGAUUAAAUAAGAUUUCCAUGUUUUUUUGUAAAUAUCUGUUUUCAAUUUCAAUGUCAUCAAAUAAAAUGUAUGCAAAAUUUUGAGCUUUCGUGGACCUCAGGUUCAAAGCCAAGAUUUCCCAGUCCUUGCAAGUUAACUCAUUUAUUUUCAUCAACAGACGCCAUUCACACAAAUCUAUGUUUGUGAACAUCUCCAUUGUCAUAGUAUACAUUUCGAUUGGUUUCCCAUAUUUGAAUAUGACUAGUGAUAAUUUCAUAAAAUUUCUAAACUUCAUUAUUAUUCCUUCUAGCCUGUGCCGUCUUCAAAGGACCAAGUUGAAAUUGAAUCUUGGCGUUGUAAUCGUUUAAAAGAAAUAGUUACUAGUGUAGUCCCAUCAUUAAAAGAUGCUGAGAUGAUAACAGAAUCUGCUUGUUAUUUACCGCUAGUGAGUGAUGGCUAUCCUGUUAUUGGUCAAAUUCCUGGUUUAUCCAAUGUUUAUAUUGUCACGGGUAAUUCUUGUUGGGGAAUUCUUACUGGACCUAUAUCUGGACGCCUUUUAACAGCUGUCAUUUUAAAAAAUAACCCUAAUUUAAUACAGAGCACAAAUUCAAACGUUACCGACCAAAUGGAGCUGGAUGAAAAAAAGCCCAAGAUGAUUUAUUACAACAACCCGGUAUUGAGUUGUUUAAUCCAGCAAGACUGAUAAAAUAAAUAACUUGAUUUUUUAUAUUUUUUAAAAACAGAAUCUGUUUUUUUCGUUUUAUUUUUUUUAUCUCAAGUGGAGUUUCACAUUAAUCUGACUGGUGUUUUCGUCUGAUUCAACCAGUACAACUCACUUGUCAUGACUAAAACUUCUCUUUUUGAACCAGAUUGUGACAAAAAAUACACAUAUCUAAGUAUUGUUGCCUAAUAUACUACCAUUUAUUUAUUACUAUUAUGUGUUCCUUUGAAGCAGUAGUACCGGGUCACUCACCAGGAACCGAAGUAGCUGUAGCGGGAUUAGGACCUGCAACCAAAUAACUGGGGACUAAGUACUGUAAUUGUUAAGUGACCCUUUCCACUAGUUGACUGGAAAAAACCAGUUUUAGGAUGCUCUGGAUGUACAUUCCAAGUUGACUGGUCUUCAUCAGAAUCGCCCUUAGCACAACGUAAAGAUUUCUUUCUUAUUUUUGUGUCAAGGUUAAUUUACAUUAGCACGAAAAGCUACUUAUUUGAAAUUGUUUUUGGCAAGUAAUUAGUAUAAAAAUGUUUAGACACAAUAGUAAAAGCGAUAAAAUUAAGUAGUGCAUAGUACGCUUCGAUAUCUAACAGUUUAAUGAAGCCUAUUGCAUUACAAAUUUCUGUCAUAAGGUGAGUAUAAAUGUAUAUAUUGGACAAACCAUCCUGAAUAACAUAGUGUUUUAUACAAAAGUACUUUCCAAAGUACAUUGUGAAUUCGUUUCAGAUCUACUCAAGGCAUUGCUAAUGUAGAUGAUAAGUACAUACGAUCGAGUUGUAUCUGUAUUCCUAAAUAGUUCAGUUCAUUUGAAGGAGAAGUAACUGGACUUUUUUACAGCUAAUUGUAACCUUCAAAAAUGUUCAAUUGAAAAUAUAACAAUAGGUUACCAUUACAUUGAUAAUGUUGCACUGCAUAAUCAACUACAAACCCUUAUUUGCCGACUUAGUUUUAUCUGAUGUUUAGUUAUACAGUUUUAGCUGAGUGGAUGAAUAUUACAGUGUAUCAGUUCACGGUGUAUAUACACAAAUCCACUUGUUCAGCAAAGAAAGUAUAUGGUCUGUUUUUUGAUGCUAGUGACCAUUUUUUACUUAAGGCUCAAAUUUAUCCGUAAUUACAUUAAAUGCAAAUUUGUUAUCAAUACGAAGGAAGUCGUUGGAAGAUUGUCUUAUGUUGUACUUCGGAAAUACAUAAUUUUGCAUAGGUGAACAUGUAAUAAGCUUACUGGUUUUGUAAGUUAUAGUAUAAAGGAUACCUUUAAAGGAGAGAGUUCGACAUCUGAAGAUUAAUGAUAGUGACAUUUAUUUUUAAAAUUGAUUUCUUGUAGAUUUACUCUUAUGUCCAAUAAGUAAUUACAGUCUAAGUAGUAGUCAUACUGAGUAGUGUCACUUUAUGAUUUGUCAUUGGUAGAAAUCAAUAAUUCGUUGUAUUAAGUUUUCUUCGGCCUAGUGUUCUUGGAUACUUUUUUCACUCAACUGAUUUUCGAAUGGAAACACGAUUUAGACGGAAGUAUAAAUAUUUCAGAGCGGAUAGCAAGUUAUGUUAAUAUAAUGAGAAAGUAUCACUGUAUGAAAAUUUUACACUGAAAAUUUCUAUAGUCUUCUCAGCUCAUUCACUAACGCUGAUCGAUUGAAGAUGAACCAGUCAGCGAGUUCCAAAGUGGUCUUAUUCGAAAUAUGCUUUAAUCAGGUCCUGUUGACGUGCUUAAAAGAAAAUGCAACCGUGCAGAACAGUAAAUCAGAUUCGAAUACUGUCCGAUCAACUGAUCAUUUGAUACCCCUGAUGAACUGAAUUCAUAGAAGUAACCUGUGAUUUCAAUUUGUGAACUUUUACUUCUAUUCGAUAACUCUCAGAAACUUGAAGUCUCCAUAACUGUUGCAGAACACCUUGGUCAUAACUGUCGAAUAGAGAUAGCAUUGUUGAUUGAUUUGGGGAGAUCGACAAGCACAUCUGUUAUAUCCUGACGAAGAAUUAAUGAAUGGUAGUUGCUCGAACUUAUUUAUGGACUAUUACUACGUAUAUUCAUAUUGGAUAGCUAUUAAAUAGAUUAUAUUCAUAUUACCUUUAUCAUAAACUUUCAUUUGACCUAUUGGCUACUGCUAUACCAUUUACUAUUCCCAAGUUAUUCUCGAUCUCUUAGUCACAGCCUCUAACAUUCACACCUACCUUUCGGUUUGCUCUUGUAUAAUUGUUAUUUUCUAUUUUGUGGUAUGAUAUGAUUUGAUUAGCUUAUAUGUAAACCCAGUAUGUCUGAAAUAUAUGAUUUAUGCAGUAGAAGCUGUAUUCUGGACUCAAACAGGUCGUGCUAGGCGGAAGGACUAAUCAGGACUCAGAGUUGACUCUUGACUGCUCGUACUGGUUGACGUGUCAUUGUUUUGGUACAGUAUCAAGAUUGUAUAAGUCGUGUUCUGAUUGGCAAUCUUAUCAUGUGAUAGUUAACUGGGCAAAAUUUAUAACAACAUCUCUUUUUAAUCUGAAGAACCGCAUCAUUUAAACUAACGACAUCUGAAAAAUCCUUUUGUAGAAUGGCAAAUAAAUUCCAAAUUAAUGGUUUAAUGUACUUUUUUCAAAAUCAUUUUUAAGUUAAUUUAGUAAUUGUAUUGAAUUAUUGUAGUGCGGAAUAAUCUAGUUUGAUACUUUUUGUCUCAAUCCAAAGUUUACCAUUGACCUGAAUCAACACCAUUGUUUAUAUUCUUUGUCCGAUUUUGAAACUUCCUAAUCACCGAAGGUUUUCACAACUUCGAACUGUGGGUGAUGGUUCUUGUUUAACUGGAAUAUCACUUGCCUCUACAACUUGGUUCAUUCAUUCGCUUAGUCGUAUGCACUAUUAACCGGUCACUGAUUUAUCUGAAAUAUCUGGUAACCGACUAUAGCUAGCUUAACAUGUUUGUGCUUCUUUUGGAUACUUGUGAUUAAAAAGUUUGUGUUAAUAAUCAUAGUUUUUGUUUUCAAAUGAAUAGCUACAUAACUUUCUACUAAAAGGAUUAUUAUGUUGAAGGAAAAAACAAACGUAUACGAUUUAUUUAAUUCACAGACAAUUAUCUUAAGAUUAUAUGGAAACAUUUUCAGUAGAUCCCCAGGAAACUUUGGUAUCCCAUGUACAGUAAUUCAUGUGAAAAGUGUAACCCAACUAUGAAAGUGAUUGGAUCGAUAUCAGGUCUGAGAAUGUUAGGAUCAGGUAAAAACAAGUAAUUAUUUGCAUCAAAGUUUAGCUCCUAAUGUUGAUUGAAAUCCAAAAUAUUCCGAUACAUCUGUACUCGAGAUGUACUGCUUUAAACUACACCCUACAAAUGUUCAGUCAGCGCACCUAGUAAUUACAAUAAUAUUUAUUAUUCACAUAGAUCCCAGGUGACUGGUGCUAUUCAGCUUUGAAAUUUGGGUUGUAGUAAAUAGGUCCCAUUCGGAUAUUUGAUUUAUAGCUUUUCCUCUUAAGGAAAAUAGAUAGUUGGUUUAUCUACCUACAUAGAGUGGGUCUUUUCGAUGCCAACAAAUUUCCUCCUUCAUAGUUCGUUUGUCAUCUGUUUUACACAAAAGUAGACUGAUCUCUGUUGAAAAAUAAAUAUAAUUUCGAUCUCCUAUAAACAGUCUUUUUCUUAACUUACUACUUAAUAAAAUGUUUAAGUACUAGAAGUGAUUUAUAAAGAAGUUUUUUUCAAUGAGAGUCUAGUUAAUUAUCCUAUUAUUCUCGUUUUUAUUUAAUUAAAAUCGAAUAUUACUUUAAUCUAUCUUAUAAAAUGAUUUAGACAAAUCCAAUUCAUAUAAAUGAGCUGAUAUUGAAGAAGUAUAGGCAAAUCGCCACAUAAAAAAUAUACAGUUUGGUUUAUUACUUUAGCCCAAAUGAUGUUAUGUACAACUUAUUUAUUUUUUCUCUUAUUUCCCCUGUUAUUACUUCUACUGUAUGUGUUGUGAAAGAAUGAAUACUGAUGAUGUUGUUUUUGGGACAAAUUUAUGGGUUAUUAUUGAUAUUUUCAUUGCAUAGUUAAUAGAUAAAUAUGUUAUUGUAUUUCUACAUUCUCCUGAUUGUAAGCUGCCACUGGAUCGAUUAACUGCUGUUGUAUCCUUUGCUAUUUCCUAAUUAUGUUUACUUAAUCAUUCACCUCCUCCGAUAUCUUCCACUUUCGGUGUAGUUAUUCCUAUGUUGUAAUUUCAUCAUCAUAUACAUUUGCGAUCAGAAAAUUACUCUACGUUAUUGUGAGUUGAUUGGCAUAAGAUAUACUAUUGAACUAUUGCUUGUUGUAUUGUAUUAUCAAACAGAAGACACGGUUGAAAGAAGUGUUCAAACUCUAGACCAAUAGAAGUUAGGAUUAUUCUCCGCUUCAAACUCUAGGUUUACCUUGCUAGUGCGAACGAAUAAUUGGUUGAACUUUGGACGGUAGCGAUAAUCAAAAAUGGUAUACACAGAGGUGGAGAAAAUUUACAGGAUGUACGUUGACGAAAAAUUAUCUAGAUAUCUAUCAACCUGCAUUCAUGACAUUGUACAUUCUUCUUAACUUUUCC